CAGGGAACUCCUGCCAUUCAAACCCUUGUGGAAAUAAUUCAGCUACAUGUGUUUCUUUAAACACUACUUACACCUGCGAGUGCCAAUAUGGAUACUACUAUAAGGAGGACAAUUGUUACAAUGGUCAAAUAUACCCAGGCAGCAUCAUAAUGAGCAUAUCUUACCAUAAUAAUUUUCAAACUGUAAAUUCUGAAGAUUAUGAAAAGCUGUUCAAGAAUUUAUCAGUUUUUUUUAAGACUGCCUUCCUAGAGUCAGACGGCUAUGAACAGACCAUAGUCGUGAACAUUCAACCUUUAGAAAAAAGCAGAUCUCAACGAAUAAAUGUAACAGUGACACAUCUGUUUACGCAAGACUCAGCUGAGAACAGUAACUCAGUUUUUAAGGCAGUAGAAACAGCAAUUAAAACAUCAGGAAAGGAUUUUAAUAUCUCUGAAUACCAAGAGGCAUCUUAUUGUGCAGCUUUUCAAUGCGAUACUGAAACCACAACAUGUCAAGAAGACAUGUUUCCAGAAUGCGCAUGCAAAAGUGGUUUAAAAAAGACAAAAUGGGAUGAUCGUUCUUGCUCAGAUUGCAGUGAUGAGUGUUCUGCAGAAAACAAAAAGUACUGUGCAAAAGAAAAAGGGGUUCCAAAAUGCAAAUGUUUGCCUAACUUUGACGAGAAGGAAGGAAAAUGUGUAGCUUGUCCGGUGGGAUUCUCUGGGGAGAGGUGCACUGACAAUACUGAACUCAUCCUUAUAAUAGUGGGUACAGUGUUUGGAGCCAUUAUCCUGAGUUUAGUGAUAGCAGUCUCUGUUCUUGCAGUAAGAGUCAAAGACAAACAACAUCCAGAGAAGAAGAGCCUGAUAAAGCCUGAAUAUCUCAGCUCAAGUAUCUCUGAUGAUAGACCGAGCAUGAUGUUUCCCAGAGUCCAGACCACUUCUGGCCAUGCAAACCCAGGAUAUCAGCCAAACAACCCAUAUGAUAGGCAUUCCACAAAUAGAGGUCAUUUUUCAGGGAGGAAUUAUGAUGAUUUGUACGAACCAUCACGGGAGCCUGAUGGCUUUAGGAUGCAGAGAAGAUAUUAA
Messenger RNA from Acanthisitta chloris (rifleman), 1064 nucleotides. It is a transcript of the gene MUC13, whose product is annotated as mucin 13, cell surface associated. The annotation marks the transcript as partial. The transcript is spliced from 10 exons. The record is from RefSeq and is a predicted model, not a curated record. Lineage: Eukaryota; Metazoa; Chordata; Aves; Passeriformes; Acanthisittidae.